UCGUGGGAGGCAGACGCAAAAUUGUAAAAUUUGAAAAAAAAUUUUUGGAGGAAGUUCCAGCUCAGCGACUUUGUUUUCUAACACCAAGCCUCUGAUUUUCAAAUCUAACUUACAACAAUGUGUGAUCCUUGCUGUUCUCCAUGUGGACCCUGUGGGCCUUGUGGGCCUUGUGGGCCAUGUGGAGGACCCUUCGAUCCCUGUGAACCGUGCUGCGGACCGAUGAACUACAGCACCGGACAGCUGGCGUGUAUGGCCCAGUGCCCUACCGGAUGUCCUCCACCGACCUGUGGUCCUCGGUUCGUAACGGUUCAGCAACCUCCACGAGUGGUGGCCCAAAAGAAGGUCAUCAACUGCACCCGGACCGUCAUCGAUAAGCACGUCCUGCCCCAGACCAAGGCUAUCGUUGAACCGAAGUUGAUCUACCAGCCGAAAACGAUAGUCGAGCCAUGUGUGAUCUUCAAGAGACGGGUCGUUCCGGAACCUAAAGUGGUCUACUACAGCCGAGUUGUUCCGGAUCCGAAGGUCGUCUGCACUCCGCGGACUAUCAUUGAGCCAAAGGAAUACUGCACCACGAUGGUUUGCCAACCGAAGCCGCAAAUCGUUCCGGUACCUCCGGCCAAGGAGUACUGCUGUAUGUCCUCCGGCACCACAUUCUUCAAUAACCCCUGUGGUCCACCGACUCCGGGUCCAAUUUGUCCACCGAGACGCUGUUGAAAAGGGGAACAGUGACAAGCUACGCUCCCUCGUAUCAGGUCAGCCACCCGCCUUCUCACCCCGAGGCCAAAGAUGGCGAAAACCAACUGGUAUUGCACUCCCCCUAAUCGCUGCUGCAAAUCGGUUUGGCGAGCUCCGGCACCAUGCUGUUACAAGGCGCCCU
This is a messenger RNA of Uranotaenia lowii, 877 nucleotides long. RefSeq names its product keratin-associated protein 16-1-like. Bases 118 to 714 code for a protein of 198 amino acids. The transcript is spliced from 3 exons. NCBI's taxonomy places the organism in Eukaryota, Metazoa, Arthropoda, Insecta, Diptera, Culicidae. The record is from RefSeq and is a predicted model, not a curated record.